AUGUUUUUCAUCUUUUUUCUGGUAACCGCGAUUAUUCUAUUUGGUGUUCUUAUUGCAACUGCUUAUUUGACAUUUCUUGUACGACAUUCGAAUCAUUCCAACAAGCACAAAGAGAAAAAACAUGAGGUAAACGCGUUUUUCGGGUUUCAACAAAAAAAAAUCAAUUUUUUCAGUUAAAAACUUUGGCAGUCCUUGGAUCUGGAGGGCAUACAACAGAAAUGCUGGAACUGGAUCAAAGAGUUAGGCCCACAAUAUAA
Caenorhabditis angaria is the source of this 257-nucleotide messenger RNA. Lineage: Eukaryota; Metazoa; Nematoda; Chromadorea; Rhabditida; Rhabditidae. The record is from the annotation of a GenBank genome assembly.